GCCAUCUGUGGAAAUAUUUUCUAGGGUUCUUGGGCGGAGCAGCUCGCCGAUCGACAGGUUUGUAGCGAUGGAUCGCGGAUCGUGAGGUCGCGCGCGCUUGCCAGUGAUGUAUAGCCGGGUCAGCAGCGGUGGCUCGCGCGGCGGCCCGGGCAGUGGGAAUGGAGCUGGGGCGGUGGUGAAGCUGGACCAGGUGCCGUGCUGGAGCGAUGUCGAGCAGCGCAGCAGUGUGGGGGACGGAUUGGAUGAUGCCGCUCAGAGGAAUUUCGACCCGCUGUCCGGGAGCAGUGGCCAGAAGGUCUCCAAGUUUGGGAUUGAUCACAGCAUCAAUGGGAAGCUGUAUAUCUGGAAAGGUGUUCCCUGGAACCUGGAAGUCGAUGCGGUGGUGAAUUCUACUAACGAGAAUUUAGAUGAAGCUCAUAGCAGUCCUGGACUACAUGCUGCUGCUGGACCGGGGCUUGCGGAGGAGUGCUCGAGUCUGGGUGGCUGCAGAACUGGAAUGGCGAAGAUCACCAGCGCGUAUGAUUUACCCGCUAGGCGUGUCAUUCACACUGUGGGUCCUCGAUACGCUGUGAAGUAUCACACAGCUGCUGAAAAUGCCCUUAGUCAUUGCUAUAGGUCUUGUCUUGAGCUCCUAAUCGAGCACGACCUUGAAAGCAUUGCGAUGGGCUGUAUUUAUUCUGAAACCAAAGGCUAUCCCCGUGAACCUGCUGCGCAUGUUGCAAUUCGCACGGUGCGUAGAUUUAUGGAGAAACACGGGACCAAAAUCACCGGUAUCGUGUUCUGUAUGACAACGUCCACGGAUGCAGAGAUUUACAGAAGGUUACUUCCACUCUAUUUUCCAAGAGAUAAGUACGAAGAAGAUGUUGCGAGCGUGAAGCUUCCUGCUGACGUUGGAGACGAGAACGGAGAAACGAUUAUAACCGAGCGCAAGAUUAGGAUCUCUGCGCUGCCUUCAUCCGAAUGGGCUCCAAGCUCGCUAGAAAAUGGCAUCAAUAACUAUCGAGCAGUAGCAGUUAAAAGGAACGAAUCGUUGGACGCACUGGUCGACCCUGCGUUUAUGUCCAUGACGAAGGAUCCCGAUCAGAGAAGGCAGGAACAGUGGGAGAAAAUAGCACAGGCUCAAGGAGGCUGGGCGUGGAUGAAAUGGAUGGGAUUGGGAUCACUUAACACUGCACCAUUGUCGCUUUCGGAAGAGAAUGCAAUCCAUGCCCGUUAUCUGGCGAGAGCAAACGUGAUCAAUCUCACUGAGGUAGCAGAAAUGAAGAUUAUAUACCGUGCUGGUGUGGACGCGGAUGGCAAGCCAGUGAUUGUCGUUGUAGGAGCGCAUUUUCUACUUCGGUGUCUCGAUCUAGAGCGGUUUAUUCUCUACGUUGUCAAGGAGUUUGAGCCUGUCAUCCAAAGGUCAUACACGAUAGUUUAUAUUCACUCCGCGGCGUCUCUACAAGCGGUGCCGGAUUUAGGAUGGAUAAAGCGAAUCCAGCAAAUUCUGGGCCGCAGGCAUAAGCGCAAUCUCAAUGCAAUUUAUGUCCUGCAUCCUACAGUAGGAUUGAAGACAGCGAUUUUAGCGUUGCAGCUGUUAGUCGAUCAAGAGGUAUGGAAAAAGGUUGUUUAUGUGGAGCGGUUGCUAGAUCUUUUUCAGUUUGUUCCACGCGACCAGUUGACCAUCCCAGAUUUCGUGUUCCAGCAUGACCUGGAAGUAAAUGGCGAGAAGGGAUUGGGCGCUGAUCAGAAGCCGAGAACGAUCGCGAAUCGAAGCAGGCAAAUUGCAGCGGCGGCAGCAACUGGAAGAUGAUAGCGCGCUCGUCCAAAGCCGAGAAAAAGAUAAGGAACUUCUAUCCGCUAUUCAUAAUUUUUUUAACGUGGUGGUGGUGUUCGUGCUCGUCGUCGUGUAUACAAAAGAGAAAAACAAGAGAAUCGCAAGUAUUUUUUAUUGUUGUUCCUGUACGUCAUUCUUUGGACAUUAUUGUUAUCUCUCUACGCACGCGAUAUUCGUAUGCCGUAUCA
Molecule: messenger RNA, 2004 nt
Organism: Selaginella moellendorffii
Lineage: Eukaryota; Viridiplantae; Streptophyta; Lycopodiopsida; Selaginellales; Selaginellaceae
Product: protein GDAP2 homolog
Exons: 14
Coding region: 107-1792 (561 amino acids)
Source: RefSeq, a predicted model, not a curated record